Messenger RNA from Nannospalax galili (Upper Galilee mountains blind mole rat), 2874 nucleotides. RefSeq names its product LysM domain containing 3 (gene Lysmd3). The record is from RefSeq and is a predicted model, not a curated record. The transcript has 3 exons. Gene Ontology annotation, cellular component: Golgi apparatus. Bases 226 to 1146 code for a protein of 306 amino acids. NCBI's taxonomy places the organism in Eukaryota, Metazoa, Chordata, Mammalia, Rodentia, Spalacidae. Gene Ontology annotation, biological process: Golgi organization.
GCCCGCGCCCUCGCACCUCCGCCCACUCGACGCGAUGACGCACCGCAGGUUUGCGGACGUGGCGGCGGCGCAGGGUCCGGAAGGCGGGGUCGGCGAAGGCAGCAGUAGUGGACCAGGACCACCCGGAGCCCGGGGUCCGUCAUGAGCUGGUCCCGGGCCGCGGCAGCUGUGGUGGACGUGGUGUCCGGGUCGCCGCGUCCCUGCUAGCGCACAGAUUUUAACAUUAUGGCGGGGAGACAUCAGAAUCGUAGUGUUUCUCUCCCAGGUGUCCAGGCAGGUGGUCAAGCACACACUUUUGGGAAUUGUACAGACAGUGAUGUGUUGGAAGAAGAUGCUGAAGUAUAUGAACUUAGGUCCAGAGGAAAAGAGAAAAUUCGAAGAAGCACGUCAAGGGAUAGACUUGAUGAUAUUAUUAUCCUAACAAAAGAUAUACAGGAAGGAGACACUUUAAAUGCAGUAGCCCUUCAGUAUUGUUGUACGGUAGCAGAUAUCAAAAGAGUUAACAAUCUCAUCAGUGAUCAAGACUUUUUUGCCCUUAGGUCUAUCAAAAUUCCAGUUAAAAAGUUUAGUUCUUUGACUGAAACACUUUAUCCUACAAAAGGAAGACAAGUUUCUCGCCCUUCGCCUGUUCCGUACGCUCAAGAACAACAGGAAAGUUUACCAGCUAAUGAUUCUCUUUCUUCCAAUGAGUCAGCUGGUAGCUUUCUAAAAGAAGUAGAUCGAGACAUAGAACAAAUCGUAAAGUGUACAGACACCAAGAAAGAGAACCUUAAUGAGGUAGUGUCUGCCUUAACAGCACAACAAAUCCGCUUUGAACCUGAGAACAAAAACACUCACCACAAGGAUCCCUAUUAUGGAGCAGACUGGGGAAUUGGUUGGUGGACAGCUGUAGUGAUAAUGCUGAUAGUAGGUAUAAUAACACCAGUAUUUUAUUUGCUUUAUUAUGAAAUCUUAGCUAAAGUGGAUGUUAGUCACCACUCCACAGUAGACUUUUCACAUUUACAUUCAGGAGUCACAGCUCCAUCACAGCACAGAGGAACAGAAAAUGCAAUAGCUCCAACGAAAGGAAUAAAUGUCGGUCAACAAAAUGACCACAAACUCUACAGCCAAGACUCCCAGUCACCUGCUGCUCAACACAGAACAUAGCAGCUCAGACUACAAUGUUAGUGAUGCAUCUGGAAUGUGGUGAAUCAAAUCCCUCCAGCAACUACUUCAAAAGCAGAAUUUUAGGAACACUGAAGAUGCUUUGUUUUUAACGUUUCUAAAAAUUUCUGAGCCAUUUGCAAAUGGAUUAUGUAUAAACUCAUGUUUGCUAGUUUAUAUUGAGAGCAGACAGUCCAUCAAUUACUACAUCAGUCCUUAAUUAAAGCAGAAAUUGUAUGUUAAGGAGGUUCUUAACCUAGAAGAUAUUGUCAUUUUACUUCCUUGAGAUUAGUUAUGUUUAAAUUUUACCUUUUAAAGAAAUUAUUUUUGAUUUAAGGUUGUUCAUGUCAGAUAUUGAAGUGUAAUAUUGUGUAUCAGAUGCUUGCAGCUGAAGAAAAUUUGCUGUCAUAAGCCACCUAUUUAGUUGCAAAGCAAGUUUUGAUUCUAAAAUUAUUUAUGAUACCAAGUACCUAAUGCUCCAUUUUAAAACUUUCAGAGCAUGUUCAGCACACAUGCUAUGAAAGUACAUGUAGAAACAGGAAAACAUAAUGUAUUGUUUCUGUAAAAGGCUAAGAAAUAGAUUAAAUAUUAUUAAGACUCCAAAUAAUGUUUUAGGGUUGGAACCUUGUCAUUUGAUCCUAAGAACACUGGAAUAGGUCAAGACCUAUAAUUUUUUACUCUGUAAGAAUGCUUUCCUUAUGGCAAGCCCUUCUUCCUCACUUCACUUCUGUUUUUAAAACAAUAGUUGUAUCUGAUAUUUGAAAGCACUUUUGUAGUUCUUUGACAAAGUGUUAUACAGAUUAGCAUAUUCAGUAAAUUACUCCUUACACUGUGAUAAGUCAUUGCUGUUACAAAUAGUAAGAAGCCUUAAUUGCACUCAAUGCCUUACAAUAUUACUUCCAUAAGUUAGUAUGCAUUUAGAAUUUAAGUGAAACAUUGGGCCAGAUGAUCCAGUGGGGAUUCACGGCACAGGCUAUAUAAAUUUGUCUGUCCUCACCUUCACUUUAAGCACAAGUUAAUGGGGUAAAAACAAAUCUGUACUGUCUGCCCUCUGAAGUUUUGCAGAAAAUGGUUCAUUAAGCAAAAAGGUGCAAAGAGGCCUUUUGCAUUAGCAGUAGAGAAAUUGUUUUUUUGUUGAUCCCUUAACCUCUGUUUUUCCAAAAGAAAAUGUCCAGCUUCAGACACUUUUCCCCCAAGGGCUGUAACAUCAAAUUGGGAAAGAGGCCAUAGUUGUGUGGGUUGGUCAAAAGGACCUAACAGUGGCGAUUUAUAAAAUCUGUGGGUCUGGCCAUGUUAAGAAGCAUUCUGCCUACUGAUGUUUUUGUCUAAUUUUUUUAAGUGUUCUAAAAUAUUAGUAAAAUGACUCAAGAGAAAUGAGAUUGAGUGGAAUCGGGACUGCAUAGUCUUUGUAUAAUAAAUGCAUACCUUAAAAUAUGUAAUAAUCACCUUAUUUUCUGGACAUUAUUUCCCAACUUAAUGUUUAGCUUUUUGAACAUUUUAUAUCUCAAACUCCAGUCCUGAUACAAAAAGGUAUGUAUACAUAUCUAUUACAGUUUCAGGCUUGUGUACUUUGAAGAGAAAGGAAAAAACAUUAUAAAAAGACAAGACAAACAUUUUAAAGCCCUUGGUAUCAGAGGACUUCAGAAAAUUACCCAAAAUGUAUUUAAUAGGAAGCUGUAGGAAAUUGUUUUAGUAAAUCUUUUAAAAUAGUUAAUUGUUUUAAUAUGCCUU